UCCAAUAAAGACAAUAAAAAAAGGCCCAAAAAAAGCGCCGUUCCGAAUCAGAUUCUAUUUAUUCCCCUCAAUUCCUUCUGCUUGCGGUCGGAAGGCGUCCGAUUCUUCGGAUUCCUAACCCCGGAUUGAAGCCACUCAUCGCCUCGAUCGAGAUCUGCGGGCCUCCGGAACCCUAGAACAGGGAGAUGAGGUAGAUUUUGGUGAUUUCUCCUGGUUACUACAUGAGUCGUAGUAGCAUUUCCAAGAGGCAUAAACUAAAUGCAACAUUACCGUAGUGACAAUAUGGAUGAGAUGGCAGAGGAUUAUGAAAUGGGUGAUGUAGAAGAUGAUAUGUAUGAAGAAUUUCAAGGGAGGGGUCUAGGAGAUUCUGAUUCUGAUGAUGAAGAAUAUGGCUCUUUGAAUGGAAGGGCAACUGAUAUAUCUGCUGCUCAAGCAAGGAAAGGAAAAGAUAUCCAAGGAAUACCAUGGGAUACACUAAAUAUUACACGGGAGAGGUACAGGAAAACGAGAUUAGAACAAUACAAAAACUAUGAGAAUGUUCGAAAUUCUGGGGAAGCAUCAGAAAAGGAUUGCAAACAAACUGAUAAAGGUGGCAUGUAUUAUGAGUUCCAGCGAAAUACAAGAUCUGUGAAAUCAACUAUUCUUCAUUUCCAGCUAAGAAAUUUGGUUUGUGCUACAUCAAAGCAUGAUGUGUACUUAAUGUCACACUAUUCUGUGCUGCACUGGUCUGCGCUAAAUGGUGAGAAAUAUGAAGUUAUGAAUGUUUCAGGGCACAUAGCGCCAUGCGAGAAACACCCCGGAAGCUUGUUGGAAGGGUUUUCUCAGACUCAGGUCAGCACACUGACUGUAAAAGAUAACUUGCUUGUGGCAGGAGGAUUCCAAGGAGAACUUAUCUGCAAGUUCUUAGAUCGGGAAGGAAUAAGCUUUUGCUGCCGGACAACCUACGAUGACAAUGCAAUCACGAAUGCGUUGGAAAUUUAUGACAGUGCCAGUGGUGCUGUUCACUUCAUGUCUUCAAAUAAUGACUCUGGAGUACGAGAUUUUGACAUGGAAAAGUUUCAGCUUUGCAAGCAUUUCCGCUUUCAGUGGCCGGUGAAUCAUACAUCACUAAGUCCUGAUGCAAAGCUUGUUGUCGUUGUUGGAGAUGACCCUGAGGGUAUAUUGGUUGAUGCUCAUACUGGAAAGACUGUCCAUGCUUUGCUAGGUCACUUGGACUUCUCUUUUGCAUCAGCAUGGAAUCCUGAUGGCCAGACAUUUGCCACUGGUAACCAGGACAAGACCUGCCGCAUCUGGGACAUCAGAAAUCUCUCCAAGUCUGUCUCUGUGUUGAGGGGCAAUCUUGGUGCCAUCCGAUCAAUUCGCUUCACAUCUGAUGGUCGAUUUAUGGCGAUGGCUGAACCUGCCGAUUUUGUUCAUAUCUUUGAUGUUAGAAAUGGGUAUAACAAGCGACAGGAACUUGACUUCUUUGGUGAGAUCUCAGGCAUGUCGUUCAGCCCAGAUACAGAAGCUCUGUUUGUCGGGGUGUGGGACAGAACCUAUGGAAGUCUCUUACAGUAUAGUCGCCUACGGAAUUACUCCUACUUUGAUUCACUAUUGUAGCCAUGUAUAACCAGGGUUAUUACUUGUUUCAUGUAUGCAUGUACUCGGAUCUGUAUAACCGGGGUGAUCUUGUCGCAGCUUCUUGUUGUUGUUGUUGUCGUCAUCAUUGUCGUAUUCAGAUCUGUAUGUGGAACAAAGGGAAGAGGGAAUAGAAGAAAGAGUGCAAAGGGGAUGAAAGACAAAACUCAGAUGUAGCUCCUUUUUUUAGAGAUUUGAUAUUAACAGGGAAACUAUAAGUGUAUCUGCUGUUUAUUCACUGUUAAAAUGUAUAAAGACAUGUACAGAUGCAGGACUAGUAAGUUGAAAGAAAUUAAAAUUACUUCCUGCUGUGCUCUUCUGGUCAGCUGUCUCCAUAAAGUUGGAGUUGAUUCUGAUGUAAUCAUAAUCCUCAUUGUCAUUCUUGUA
Molecule: messenger RNA, 2004 nt
Organism: Musa acuminata subsp. malaccensis (wild Malaysian banana)
Lineage: Eukaryota; Viridiplantae; Streptophyta; Magnoliopsida; Zingiberales; Musaceae
Molecular function (GO): protein binding
Source: RefSeq, a predicted model, not a curated record